GGCAGAGCUUUACGUGAAGAGUAUUGAAUACUAUAUGACUCUUAAAUGCUAAAAGCAGGAGGCCCCUAGCUGCUAGCUCAACGUGGAGCAAAAACUUUUAUUUUAAACUUCAAAAAUAAUUAUGUCAAAGAAAAAUCGUGCCAAGGGGGAGAAGUGCGACAUGGAGAUUGAAGCACUACAAGCUGCUAACGAAGAACUGCGGACUAAACUAACCAACAUCCAGAUAGAAUUUCAGCAAGAGAAAAGCAAGGUGGGCAAACUGAGGGAGAAGAUCCAAGAGGUGAAGCAGGAGCGGGAGCAGGAGCAGCACAAGCACACGGCCUACGUGUCCGAGCUGAAGGCCAAGCUCCACGAGGAGAAGAUGAAGGAGCUCCAGAGCGUCCGAGAGCUCCUCAUCCGGCAACACGAGCAGGAGGUUGCGCGGAUGGCCAAAAUCAAGGACGGUGAAAUCCAGCGCUUGCAGUCAACAGUGAACGUCCUGCGGGACGGGGCGGCCGACAAGGUGAAGACGGCGCUGCUGAGCGAGGCCAAGGAGGAGGCCCGCAAGGCCUUCGAUGGCGAGCGCCUCAAGCUGCAGCAGGAGGUCUUGGAGCUGAAGUCUGGCAAAAAGCAGCUCGAGGAGGCCUUGAACAACAUUAUGCAGGCAGAUAAAAUGAAGGCCGCCGACCUGCGCUCUGCCUAUCAGUCCCAUCAGGAGGAGAUCAACAGAAUAAAGCGGGAAUGCGAGAGGGAGUUCCGCAGGCUGAUGGAUGAGAUCAAAGGCAAAGACAGAGUAAUUCUGGCUCUGGAAAAAGACCUCGGUGUCCAAGCAGGCCACACGCAAAAGCUGCUGCUCCAGAAAGAGGCCUUGGACGAGCAGCUGGUGCAGGUGAAGGAGGCAGAGCGGUACCACAGCAGCCCCAAGAGGGAGCUGCCCGCCGGCCUGGGGGACAUCUCCGAGCUCAUGGGCAGCCCGGAGCAGCAUUUGGAUGAACGAGAUAUGCGGAGAUUUCAGUUAAAAAUCGCUGAAUUGAAUGCUGUAAUAAGGAAGCUGGAAGACAGAAAUACUCUUUUAGCAGAUGAAAGAAAUGAGCUGCUCAAACGUUCACGGGAGACAGAAAGUCAGCUGAAGCCUUUGGUAGAAAAAAAUAAGAGGAUGAGCAAAAAAAAUGAAGAUAUGUUGCAAUGCAUCCAGAGAAUGGAAGAAAAAAUAAAAAAUCUGUCAAGGGAAAAUGUAGAAUUGAAAGAGAAGUUAUCUGCACAGCCAUUGUUGAAGAGGCACACGUCUUUGAAUGAUCUGAGCAGCACACGGGAAGAGCAAGAAAUUGAAUUCCUCAGACUGCAAGUCAAGGAACAGCAGCAUGUUAUUGAUGAUCUCACAGUGGAAAGGGAACGGUUGAUACGAUCUAAAAAGCAGAGGAGGAAAAGCCUCAAACCUCCAAAGAGGCAUGUUGUGGAAACAUUUUUUGGAUUUGAUGAAGAGUCCCUUGAUUCAGAAACAUCAUCUGUAACGUCGUAUAAUACAGAUAAAACAGAUAGGACACCAGCAACACCAGAAGAAGAUCUGGAUGAUAGCACACCUAAAGAAGAAGCUGAACUAAGGUUUUGUCAGCUAACAAGAGAGUAUCAAGCUUUGCAAAGAGCGUAUGCGUUGCUUCAAGAGCAAGUUGGUGGAACCCUGGAUGCGGAGAGAGAAGCAAGGACUCGUGAACAACUGCAAGCUGAUCUCCUCAGGUGCCAGGCAAAAAUUGAGGACCUGGAGAAAGCUCUAAUAGAGAAGGGGCAGGAUUCGAAAUGGGUAGAAGAAAAACAACUGCUUAUCAGAACAAAUCAGGAGUUGCUAGAGAAGAUUUACAAAAUGGAACAAGAGGAGAAUCAGCUGAAGAACGAGAUGCAGGAUGCAAAAGACCAGAAUGAGCUGUUAGAAUUCAGAGUGCUAGAGCUUGAAGAGAGAGAACGAAGGUCACCGGCAUUUAAUCUUCAUAUAACCACCUUUCCUGAAAGCCACGGGAGCGCGCUGCAACUCUUCUGCCAGCAGGAAGGAAUAAAGGAUGUGAAUAUAUCUGAACUUAUGAAGAAGCUAGAUAUUCUUGGAGAUAACGGGAAUUUGAGAAACGAAGAACAGGUUGCAAUAAUCCAGGCUGGGACUGUACUUUCUCUCUGUGAAAAGUGGUUAAAACAGAUAGAGGGGACAGAAGCUGCACUGACACAGAAGAUGUUAGACCUAGAGAAUGAAAAGGACCUGUUCAGUAAACAGAAGGGUUAUUUAGAGGAAGAACUCGACUACAGGAAGCAAGCUCUGGACCAAGCUUACAUGAAAAUCCAGGAGCUGGAGGCCACGCUGUACAACGCGCUGCAGCAGGAGCCGGGCCGGCGCGUGAGCGAGUCGCUGACGGAGGCGCAGCGGGAGGACCUGCGGGCCGCCGUGGACAAGCUGCGGCGGCAGAUCCUGCGGCAGAGCCGCGAGUUCGACAGCCAGAUCCUGCACGAGCGGAUGGAGCUGCUGCAGCAGGCCCAGCACCGGAUUCGAGAACUAGAAGAUAAAAUAGAACUUCAAAGGCGGCAACUCAAAGAAAUUGAGGAAAAGCAUUCAUUCUGUGGCCUUGAUGAUGCAACUGAGCCAAGAAGUGUGGAUAUUAAAAGAGCCUGUGGAGUGAACAGCUGAGUCCACGUGCAAAAAUAGAAAAUAUUUAUUUGAGCAGCUUUAA
Molecule: messenger RNA, 2687 nt
Organism: Nothoprocta perdicaria
Lineage: Eukaryota; Metazoa; Chordata; Aves; Tinamiformes; Tinamidae
Gene: JAKMIP1
Product: janus kinase and microtubule interacting protein 1
Exons: 21
Coding region: 122-2644 (840 amino acids)
Molecular function (GO): kinase binding; GABA receptor binding; microtubule binding
Source: RefSeq, a predicted model, not a curated record